This is a messenger RNA of Cottoperca gobio, 5928 nucleotides long. RefSeq names its product Ras converting CAAX endopeptidase 1a (gene rce1a). Gene Ontology annotation, biological process: CAAX-box protein processing. Lineage: Eukaryota; Metazoa; Chordata; Actinopteri; Perciformes; Bovichtidae. The coding region runs from base 1 to 969 and encodes 322 amino acids. Gene Ontology annotation, molecular function: metalloendopeptidase activity. The record is from RefSeq and is a predicted model, not a curated record. Gene Ontology annotation, cellular component: endoplasmic reticulum membrane. The transcript has 8 exons.
AUGGCAGAAAAGGGGGAUUUAUCACCAAACCUUCUGACAGAGGAGAUGAAACACAGCAAUGGCGACUUCGUACCCCCAGACGGUUUAUGCUGGGUGUCAGUGCUGUCCUGUCUGCUGCUGGCGUGUUCUUAUGUUGGGAGUUUAUACGUGUGGAGGAGUGACCUGCCGAGGGAUCACCCCGCUGUGAUAAAGAGACGCUUCACCAGUGUACUCAUCGUGUCGGGCCUGUCUCCUCUCUUUGUGUGGGCAUGGAGAGAAUUCACAGGUGUCAGGACUGGCCCAGCGUUACUCGCUCUCAUGGGGAUCCGCUUUGAAGGCCUCAUUCCUGCUAUCAUACUUCCUCUGAUGCUUACUAUGGUCCUGUUUCUGGGCCCUCUCAUGCAGUUGGCUAUGGACUGUCCCUGGAGCUUCAUGGAUGGGAUCCGGGUGGCCUUGGACCCGUGGUUCUGGAUGUUGUGUUUGAGCGACAUGCGCUGGUUGCGGAAUCAGGUGGUGGCACCGCUAACGGAGGAGCUGGUGUUCAGGGCCUGCAUGCUGCCCAUGUUGGUGCCCUGUGCUGCGCCUUUCACUGCCAUCUUCACCUGCCCCCUCUUCUUUGGAGUCGCUCACUUCCACCACGUGAUUGAGCUGCUGAGGUUCAGACAGGGGACGCUGUCGGGGAUCUUCCUCUCUGCAGUGUUCCAGUUCUCCUACACAGCAGUGUUUGGGGCCUACACUGCCUUCAUCUUCAUCAGAACAGGUCACCUCAUCGGUCCGGUGCUCUGCCACUCCUUCUGUAACUACAUGGGUUUUCCCGCCAUCAGCACGGCGAUGGAGCACCCCCACCGCUUCACCGUCCUCUCCUCCUACCUGAUGGGGGUCCUGCUCUUCUUCCUCUUCCUAUUCCCCUUUACCGACCCCUCGUACUACGGCAUGCCCACACCAGUGUGCACCCUCACCUCCUCCCCCAGCUCCCUCUGCCUCUCCUGAUCCCUUAUUUAUUUUUAAUUUUUUUACAGUUCAGGUACAGGUUACACUUCUGACAGCGCUAAGAGCCAUGUGGAGUAAGUUGCCACUGAGAGGUGGGGACAUCUGUAGCCUAAGGACCCUUGAUAUGUCCACACAUUUACAUGAACACAUUUCAGUUAAUCAGCUGAAGCUCUUCCACAGAGUCCAGUUUUGAGUAGGUGGCGGUUCCUGUUGCUGGCAAUGAGCCCAAGAGUGUCGGGUUCAAGGACAUCCUCUGUAAUCUUUGGCCUGCGCUGCCGCCCUGAUACUAGUUUUAGUGUAGUUCUAACACUGAAGGACACAGAUCCUCUCUGAUGGAUCUCAUCUACUUGCCAUGAAGCCUCAUGACUUACCUUUUUGGUGUACUUGUUUUCUACUCAUCUUUUUAAAGGAUAAUUCUGGUUUAUUACAAUUUAGGUCUUAUUCUUGUUGUUAUUGCAGAGAUUUGGAGACAAAGUGACGUCACAAAAUUAGUCCUAUCGGAUAGGUGUAAACAAAGGAUACCGUGCCGUCCUUUUAGCAUGGACGCUGCGGAAAAGAAGCAGUUAUAUCUCGGAUCUGCACUUUGUUUCGAUGACCUUUUUACGUUUGCUUCCGCUGUGUGGUGCGUCAAAAUGUAUGUUCAUGUUAAAACAUUUUUUUUUAAAUUGGCCAACAUCGAAACCUUUUUAAAUGGUAAAAUGUUGACCAAAUAAAUAAUUGGGCGGGCUCGCGUUCAGUUUGACAAUCUGGAUUAACGUUGGUUUGUCGGAUCACCUGCCUGCUUGUGUUUUUGAUGGCAAAAACUAUAAAAAUAAGACCCGAGUUAAAACGUUCUGCUACGGUCUCGGCAAAGUAAAGGGUUUUGGUUUGUGUUGGGGUCAUUUAGUUGCUUAAAGCUUUGGGUGUAGGUUCGGAUUUGAAAUUGGUCAGUACUACUCGGGUUCGGUUGAAGCCCCAUACAGAACUAUCAUCAAGGUUUAAUAAACCAGAAUGAUCCUCUAAGUGAUCCUCCCGAGUGACGCACGGAAACAUGUCUUCAUGGCUGCACUGCAUUCUGGUCUAUAGAGGCUCAUGGAGAUGUUGGCAUCAUCUGCCUCUCCUUGUUGGAACUUCUCUCUUUUUAAUGAUUGUUCACUGGCAAAUAUGCCGGCUGUAGCUGCACUGGAGUACAGGAGUGUUGGGUGUGAUGGUCACCGAUGGUUGUUUUUAAUGUUACGAGCUUGUUUUUAACAUUUCAGGUUUCUUCUUUUUGUUCAGACAAAUCAGACACCAGGACUCUGCUGUUUGUACACAGUGUUUUUGUACAUUAAUAGUUAUUUAUAUACCAUGUUUCAGUUGUUGUUCUGAUGGUGAAGGUGGGGGGGUGAUGGGAUAGCUUAGGGAGGUUCGUAAUGGCAGAAACGUACUCUAUGUAAGUGCACAAAUGACAAACUGGUCGUACAUGCUUGUCCCCGGGGAGGGAAACUGGGCUGCCAUGACAGCUUUUUUGGCUAGUUUUAAGACAUAACGAAACAAUCAAAUGAACAACUAAAAACAAGGGAACACAAAGAGGUAAUUCCAUGACUUUAUGAACAAAUGAAUUUCCCUGAAAUUUGAGACCCAGCAGCUUUUUCGUGUACCGUAUGUAUGUACUGUAGUCUCAUCCUAGUCCUAUUCUAGUCGUGCACACUACUUUCUUUAAAAAAACAAAACAAAAAAAUUUGCUGAUAUGUGGAAUGAAAUUGCGCAUUCAGACCCCCGCAUCCAAAUCCAUAUUACAUAGUAUAAUCCAAAACUAUAGGAUUUUAUGGGACAUGUAUAUCAUCCAACACUGCAACUCCUGAAUGAUGAGUUUGUGUAGCCUGAAAUGUCUGCGCUCGUGUCCUUACAGAGUACGUUUUCAGCCUUGUUUUCAUAUGCUAAUUUCUAAUUAUUUUUUCCAUUCCAAGCAUCUCGCACGUAGGCUCUUACAAUCAUUGUACCAUUAUUAGAAUUUGGCUCUAUGAUUUUCUAAGGCCGUCUCUUCCCCAGUAUAUGUGCAGAUGUGAAAGGGGUACCUACUCAGUUUUUAUAUUGCCUUUAAUCGAAGUAAGACUCGCGAUUCUCGGGUGUCCUUUAAUUGAGGCAGGAAUGCGCCCACCACUACGCUGCAUGCUGCUACAUGUAUACUGACGAUACAGAGCCAGAAGAAAAGGUCACUGUGUUCACACCUGUACUAUAGAGAACAUUGAAACUGGCCAGCGGCGCCUCAACUACUUAAAGGGUAAACUUUUAUUUAUUUAUAUCCCAAGUUUUGGCAUUUCUAAUAACAUUUUACUCACACAGGUGGCUUUAAAGUUCGAUGGAGCGGCAACUCAAGCACUUGCAGAUUAUAUGUAAAGCAACUGUUUAUUCUUUUCCCCCAUUUUGCCUUUAAAAGGUAACCCUGGGGAGUUUCUGCGUCAAAGAUGCACACUGUGUGUUGGUGAGAAAGCCCAAAUUUUAAAUAGAACUUUUGAUUGUCCAAAGAAACUCCACAGGGCAUCUUUUUAACAUAAAGAACAGCAAUUUCAUUGUUUACCGAUACUCUGCUUCACCAGACCUUAGCAAUAGUGUUCCAGCUAGAAAUAAUGGCCAAAACUUAAGAAAAAUGUUUUUCCACUCGAUUUAAUAUUGUUUAUGACCAUUUCAUUCUAGACAUUUAUAGUAGUGUGCACUAGACCUCUGCACAAUUUCGUAAUAUUCUCCUGAGUGGAUAUCAAUGUGCAUCACUGGCUUUAUUUUCUUUUUCUUCUUUUAAAAAUGUCAUUUAAUUGAGGCUUUUUUUUUUUCUUUUUCUUUUUUAGUGAUUGGCACAACCAACCUGUGUCCCCAUUCCCCCCUCCCCACACACACACACAACACACUUGAAGUUAUUUGUAGCUCACAGUUGGUGAUGUUUGAGGUGCUUCUGAGAGUGGCAGAAAAUGGCAAACACACUCUAUUAGCUAUACUUGUACUGUGAAGAGGAAGUGGGCUGCUUGGGUCCUAAGCAAUAAAUCCGAUACGUGGGAAAGUUUUUGGACCCGUUUUAUGUGACUGAGCAAAUAAUAACAGGUUUUCUAAGAUGGAACAUGUGCCGUGUAUGUAUAUUAAUAACUCUUGGCAGUUUACAAAACCCUUGGCCGGUAGUGAACUUGGACAAGUGGAACUUUAGUGACGAGAGUUGCACUUUACCUACCUGAAGCCGACAGCAGGGGGCAUCAGAGCACUUUUGUCAGAGGCAGAGCUGCUGCGGGGGAACUCUCCAUUCUGCUUAUCAGCCUGCAUGACAUCAGUCACUGGGAAAACCAAUUCACUCUAACUUAUUUUUUUACUUUAGCUUCUACGCGAUUACGCCCUGAUAAAUGAGAUCGAUGCAGAGACGAGGGACCCUGUGGGGAGACUCACUGAUGCUGGAUCUCUGUUAAAAAAAGGUUUUAGUUUGUUCCUGCCUCCCACAUAGUGUUUCAUUGCUCUACUAAUAGAUUGUGUAUUCUUAUACCACAGCCAUGCUUUACAAAUAAGCUUUAAAGAAUAGUCUGAAAACACUUUGCCCCAAGAGUCACUUAUUAAUAGAGCAUCUUUUUGUGACCCCAGUGAGGGUCAAUGAGUCGCAUAUAUGGGUGUAGUUUAUGUUUAAAAUGUAGGGUUGGGGUUAAGGUUAAAAUAAAAUUUCACUAUAUAGAAAUCAUGAUAUGCCUCAAACUUAUACAAAGCCACUUUGUGUAGAUUUAAGAAUACACGUAAUCAGCGCAUCUUUCUUUGAAGAAAGAAUGAGCCAAUCUGAAAUUGAAAAUUGGUUUCAGAAUCGUUCUUCGUGUCCUGGGAAUGGAUAUUUCUGUCAUUUUUCUUUGAGUGUAGCGACACAUGGUUGUUUUUUUGCUGCCACUGGUAGGUGCCAAAUUCGAAUAUUUUCAAAUACUACCACAGAGUGGCUUUAAUUUUUUUUUUUAAAGAAGAAAAAGAACUACAUAAAUCAAAUGAUCAUAGAUCAAUUUGAGAAAUCUCCCACAACCUCAUCUGCCUCUUAAGAAACCCCAUGCAGAACUUAAGGCUGGCAAGUGGACUUAUUAUUACUCUUUGCAGCACAUCUUUCUAAAGUGGAAACAAUCAUUUUAUGCAGAAUUAAAAGAUGCGUUUCCUCCAAUCCUGCUAAGAAAAAACGGACAAAUUGAAGAUCAGUUUUAUAGAUUUAAUCACAUGUUGUCGAGCUUCAUAUUAGUUAUUUCAAUUUCCGUUCUUUCUGUGUUUCUAUAAAAAAAUGAAAAAUACAGGUUGAAGUUGCCCCUUUUUUUUGUUUUUUAUAACUCUAUGUGUGCGCAUUGUUUGACCAUGCCCAGCCCAGAAACUCCUGAUAUUAUUUGCAAACAGGCCAUCCCUCAGAAUACUUUUUGUUUGAUCUUUAGCUUCUCAGUUUCCUGUCACCGGCUUAACCUCAGACACAAAUCAGGAGGAAACACUAGUUUUGCCUUUUUACUGCUGUAAUAAGAGACGAAGAGAAAAGAAACACUUCAUAUUCUUCUCCCAAACUGUGUCCUCAGCCAACAACAACACGUCAGUAUUUGCUGUUUAAGAUGGUGAACCUGUAUUAAUAUGCAGAGAGCAGCCUCGACAGAGACUGCAGAGUCUAUUUUUGCUGAGGUUUAGCAGCUCUGUUAUUUUAAUACACACACCCAGAGGAAGAAUAUUUCAAAUGUGCAUUUUCAGAACUUGUGGAAAAUGAAUAGUGAGUCCGCUGGUGAAACAGAACUCCACAGAUGUUUAUAUUGAGCACUAUCUUUUGUAACAAGAUCUAUUUUGGUGACAGGAACAGAGUGUACAGAUAUGUGCAUGUAUUUUAUGCUCACCGAGUCACACUUGUUGUACGAUUUCAAGUCAGACACGACAGAACCGUGUUUUAGUAUGACAAUCUUUUACAGAAACUUUGGAAUUACUGCAAAAAUAUCUAUUUGUAAAUAAAUGAUGUUCUUUUAUACAUUG